UAAAGGAUCAAGAUCAAGGCUCCAUAAUGGCUACAAGUACCUCGCAGUUGGCCAGCACAGUGGCCACUGUGGCAGCAGCCAGCGCAGAGGCUCUGCGGUUCAGCGCAACCGAUUACAUUGUCUUCACCGUGAUGCUAAGUGCAUCGGCGGGCAUUGGUGUGUAUUUUGGGUUCUUCUCGAAGGCCAAGAACACAACCGAAGAGUACCUGCAAGGCGGCAAGAAAAUGCCCACAUGGCCCGUGGCCAUAUCCCUGGUCUCCAGUCAACUUUCCGGUGUGGCAAUGAUGUCCAUUCCGGCAGAGUCCUAUACCUUCGGCUUCAACAUUGUGUUCAUCGUGAUGUCUAUGAUCCUGACGGUGCCCGUUCUCAUCUACAUCAUUGUGCCUGUGUUCUACGAGAACAAUGUCUCUAACUGCUACGAGUACCUGGAGAUGAGGUUCAGCAAGCUCACCCGCCAAUUGGUCACCAUUACGUUCAUAAUGAACCAAUUUCUGAUGCUGCCCGUCUACAUGUUCAUUCCCUCGCUGGCCUUCUCCCAAGUGACGGGCAUCAACAUCCACCUGAUCAACACAGUGGUCUCCUCCGUGUGCGUCUUCUACACGAUGCUGGGCGGCAUCAAGGCUGUGGUCUGGACGGAUGUCCUCCAGGCUGGCGUGAUGCUGCUCUCCGUAUUGCUGGUGGCUUUCCUGGGCACUUCGAACAGCGGCGGAUUAAGCAACGUCCUGGAGAGUGCCUCUGAGGGUGGACGCCUUGACUUUAACUUCGGGAUAGAUCCACGCUUGCGUGUCACAUUCUGGAGUGGAAUAUUCAGCGGCCUGCUCAUGUGGACGGGCAAGGUGGGCCUCGACCAGAGCUGUGUGCAGCGCAUCGUCUCCCUGCCGUCGUAUACGCACGCUAAGAAAUCCCUAAUUAUUGCUGGCGUUGGCUUUCUGCUCAUCAUGACCUUCACCUGCUUCAUUGGCAUCAUCAUGUUUGCCUACUACUACGGCUGCGAUCCCAUACAGGCUGGGCUCGUGAGCAAACCGGACAAACUGAUGCCAUUCUUCAUUCAGGACAUAAUGGGGCAUCUAACUGGCAUGCCGGGCGUAUUCAUUUCCUGUGUGUUCAGCGCCUCCCUCAGCUCCCUGUCCGCCAGUCUUAAUUCCUUUGCCGGCGUUGUCUACUUUGACUACAUCAAGCCACACAUCCGGCACACGGAUGCCCGCGCGAACGGCAUCAUGAAGCUGGUGAUCAUCGUGAUGGGUGCUUACUGCAUCCUGGGCGGAUAUAUGGUGCAGAACUUCAACUCAAUCAUCCAGACCAUGUGGACGAUAACGGGCAUCAAUACGGGCGCCGUUGUGGGCGUGUUCCUGCUCGGCAUGUUUGUGCCCCGCUGCAGUGCCAAGGUGGCAGUCACGGGCAUAGUCUUUAGUGUGCUGGCCAUGCUGUGGAUCAUCAUCAAUGCCCAGUUUAACUUUAAGGCUGGCCUCAUCCGGUACGAUGUUCUUCCCAAUGGCCUGGAUCAGUGCGAGACGCGCGAUUUCCAAGUGAUCCUGAACUCCAUCAACAAUAACAUCACGAGGGUGUUGACUACGCCGGCUCCCUCCUCGGAUGCACCGCAACAGGUGACCACUGCCUUCGGCAGCAAUCGGGACUUCUCCCUCUACGACAUCUCCUUCUAUUGGUACAAGGUGCUGGGUGCCAUUCUGGUGUUCGCCUGGGCCAUUCCCAUGAGCUAUGUGUGGCCCACGGACAAAGAGGAGAAGCAGAAUCCAAAGCUAUAUUCGCCAUUUGUUCGCAACAUGUUGAACCUGCCCGAUCCUGUGGUAGAAAUGGAGGAGAUGCCGCUGAAGGCAUCAUCCGACUCAAAGGCUAAGGAGAACGGCACUACGCAAGCUGCCUACUGAACACAUGACUCACAUCCAUUCGCACAUAUGUAUUACAUUAUAUUAUGUUAAUAAUAAUAAUAAGAAAACCUG
Molecule: messenger RNA, 1958 nt
Organism: Drosophila obscura
Lineage: Eukaryota; Metazoa; Arthropoda; Insecta; Diptera; Drosophilidae
Product: sodium-coupled monocarboxylate transporter 2
Exons: 8
Coding region: 27-1886 (619 amino acids)
Biological process (GO): transmembrane transport; sodium ion transport
Cellular component (GO): membrane
Molecular function (GO): symporter activity
Source: RefSeq, a predicted model, not a curated record